Messenger RNA from Talaromyces stipitatus ATCC 10500, 1003 nucleotides. Its product is annotated as steroid dehydrogenase, putative. The transcript is spliced from 4 exons. The record is from RefSeq and is a predicted model, not a curated record. Gene Ontology annotation, cellular component: endoplasmic reticulum membrane. Bases 65 to 1003 code for a protein of 312 amino acids. Gene Ontology annotation, molecular function: 3-dehydrosphinganine reductase activity. Lineage: Eukaryota; Fungi; Ascomycota; Eurotiomycetes; Eurotiales; Trichocomaceae. Gene Ontology annotation, biological process: sphingolipid biosynthetic process.
AAGGGGAGUGAUAUAUUGAUAGUUUCAUCAAAAACGCACUAAUUGCGAUACUUGCAAAUUCACCAUGUUCGGAAGAACCAAUUUUGACCCUCUCGGUCAGUCUGUGAUCAUUGCUGGUGGCUCUAAAGGGCUUGGUCGAGAAUUAGCAUUGCAAUUGGCAGACCGAGGUGCCAAUGUCGCUAUCUUGGGUAGAACUCCUAAGGCCUUGGAAGAAACCCUUCAGGAUCUCCAACAGAAAAUCAAAGGCCCGGACCAAAAGCACAGCUCUACAGUAUUGGAUUUAACAGAUGCGGCGCAAGUAACAAAUUAUAUUGACUCGCUCCCAGAACCUCCAUCUAUCCUGUUUUGUGUUGCGGGUGGGACGGCAAGCGAAAUUGGAUUCUUCGCAGACAUCGCAGCAGAGGAUAUCAGAAGCUGUAUGGAACGCAAUUAUUUUGCCGCUGCGUUCAUUGCGCAUGCCGUGUUAAAGCAAUGGCUUGCCAGACCCCCUCCUUUUAAACAACGGCGCCAUAUAGUAUUCACAGCUUCUACAGCAGCUUUUGUUGGUCUUCCGGGUUAUACUGCGUAUACACCAACCAAGACCGCCACACGAGCUCUAGCCGACACUCUCCGCCAGGAAGUACUAUUGUAUCGGUCUCAACAGGACAUCCGCGUUCACUGUAGCUUCCCUGGAACGAUUUACACCGAUGCAUUCUACGAAGAGCAAACCCGGAAGCCGGACCUCCUGAAAGAGCUAGAGGGCUCCAAUAAGGAAAAUAGCGGGUUGACGGCAGCCAGAGCAGCUGAACUCACGAUUGAGGGGCUCAAGCAAGGCAGGUUCUUUAUCACUAUGGAUAUGGAGACGGAGCUUCUGCUGAAUAAUAUGCGCGGGCCAAGUCCCCGAUAUUGGUCGGUGUGGGAUUGGAUUCUUGGGCUUUUGGCUUCGCUUGUCUGGCCCGUCUUUCGUAUCAUGCACGAUCGCAAGACGAGCCAGUAUAGAAGAGAGCAGCGUAAGAAUGAGUGA